Messenger RNA from Pyrus x bretschneideri (Chinese white pear), 687 nucleotides. RefSeq lists its product as uncharacterized. Bases 1 to 687 code for a protein of 228 amino acids. The record is from RefSeq and is a predicted model, not a curated record. NCBI's taxonomy places the organism in Eukaryota, Viridiplantae, Streptophyta, Magnoliopsida, Rosales, Rosaceae. The transcript has 2 exons.
AUGGCACAAAGCCAAGCAAGGAUUGAGAUUGAGGAUGAAGAAUUGUUCAACGCCGAAGCUGAACUUGUAAACUCAUUUAUGCAAUCUGUGCACCAUGACGAAUCUAGCCAUCAUGGUUCUGUCACGGGGCGUUCAUAUAUGCAGCGUGAUAGAGAAAAGUGUCAUGACCGAAUGAUGAAAGAUAAUUUCAUCGAGUGUCCAAGAUUUCCUGCUCAUGAUUUUCGGAGGCAAUUUCGGAUGAGGAAAGAGCUUUUUGAAAGCAUCUUGAACGCAGUUGUCAAUGAUAACUACUACUUUGCAAGGAGUCUAGAUGCCGCAGGCCGACAAGAAAGUACUGCUAUUGAGAACCUGAAACGCUUCUGUAAGGCAAUUGAAAGCAUAUAUGGAACCACAUACCUCCGUAAGCCAAAUCGUGAAGACUUGAAGAAGCUUCUACGCAAGGUAGACAAAAGAGGCUUCCCUGGAAUGAUAGGAAGUCUCGAUUGUAUGCAUUGGGAGUGGAAGAAUUGUCCUACUGGUUGGGCUGGCCAAUUCAAGGGUCGUCAUAACAAACCAACCACCGUGCUCGAGGUUGUGGCGUCUUUUGACACAUGGAUUUGGCAUGCUUUCUUCGGCGCUACUGGAUCAAACAACGAUAUCAAAGUUCUUUGGUUUUCUCCUCUGUUCGAUAAUGUUGUCAAUGGAUAG